Pogona vitticeps (central bearded dragon) is the source of this 1399-nucleotide messenger RNA. The record is from RefSeq and is a predicted model, not a curated record. Lineage: Eukaryota; Metazoa; Chordata; Lepidosauria; Squamata; Agamidae.
GUGCCUGUUCCUCAGAGAUCGAUGGUGCUGGGAGAGUUCAGUCCAGAGUUCUGUUCUGGAGACUGCUGGAGAGGCCAGACAGCACGCGGCUCUUAUCCUUGAGCAUUUUGGCAGGCUCAGCUGGGAGGAAAAUGCACUUUGCACCUCCUGCUACCUGCUGGCUGACAGCCCUGCGGUGCGACCCCAGGCUGAGAAUGGGUGCCCUCCCUCUCUUUCUCCUCUGCCUGCCAGCAGCCCUCCUUGCUCAGGGCCAGUAUGACAUUGAGGAUCCCACUUACCAUGAUACGCCGUAUGUCCCGUAUGAAAUCGAAAAUCAAGACUACUAUGACUAUGCUGGCAAUGACAUCUCCCCACAGACCCCAGAAGAGCAGUAUCAGUAUCAGUCACAGCAGCAGAACCAGCAAGAGGUCAUCCCGGCCCCAACCCCAGACCUGCCAGAGACUGAGCCCACCGAACCUGGUCCUCUAGACUGCCAGGAGGAGCAGUACCCCUGCACCCGCCUAUACUCAGUCCACAAACCCUGCAAGCAGUGCCUGAAUGAGAUCUGCUUUUACAGCCUCCGCCGGGUUUACGUGAUCAAUAAGGAAAUCUGUGUCCGCACCGUCUGUGCUCAGGAGGAGCUCCUCAGAGCUGACCUUUGCCGGGACAAGUUCUCCAAGUGCGGCGUCAUGGCGACCAGUGGCCUCUGCCAGACCGUGGCCAUCUCUUGUGCCAGAAGCUGUGGUGGCUGCUAAGCUGGGACGGUGGAUGUGGAAGCAGCAGCAGCAGCAGCAGGAGGAGGAGGGGCCCCCCUUUGCACCCCAGAGGCUGUGGAGGCUGCUCUGUCUGCAGCCACGGAAGGAACCAAAGAAGCCUCAUCGGAACACCAGGGCUUGGUCCCUGCACUCCCUCCCCCUCCCCUUGGUGCUAUGGGAUCAUGGCACAACACACAGGGCCACUGUGUGUUCAUUAAUAGCCUAGUGUGUUUCUUUUUAAUGUGUGUGUGCAUAUUCGUGUGUGUAAUGUUUUGUAUUCUUGGGGUCUUUUCUGGAAGAGCUGCUGGGGAAGGGAGCAAUCAAGGAAAAACUACACUCCCCCCCUUCCCUGGAACAUCGUUAGGGAACCUCAAAGGACUGCUGCCUUGCCAAACUCCCUCCCUCCCUCCCUCCCCCCCCCGACACACAGGUUGCUCCUGCAGUUUCGCAGUUCUGGGGGCCACACAAACAGAGGAACAGCCAGGACUCAAAACCCCUGUCAAACCACAGAUUGCAUUUAACCCCAACCAGCGAGUUGACACUCCGGAGGAUGCUGGUUCUUUUCUCCAUCUGUAAUUGUGACUCUCCAUUUUCUAUGGGGGAAAAACCCUCUCCCCACCCCUUCCUACAAAAUGUUUUACAACAAUAAACCAAAAGUGUUACAA